GGCAGUCCUUCAGUUGUUGCUUAGGUCACCCAUAGACCUGCAGAACCUUUGGGCUGGUCCUGCUGUGAAGGGUCAGCCUUGCUGCUGCCUGGGUGGAAGGCCCCUGACCAAGCCUGAGCAAAAGAUGUAGCCGAGUUUUCUCACAGCAUGGAUAACAGCAGUGGUCCUGUUCUCUUUACCUUGCUCCUGCUGCAGAAUAUGAGCAGCCCCAAAGCCUCCGCCCCUCCUGCUGGCUAUGACAUGGCAGAACCUCCAGCCCCGGGAGCCGGCCCCAGCAGGAACCACUCUCUGCUAGAAUAUCGGCUGAGGCCUGGGGAAAUCGCAGCUGCCAGCGUGGUCUGGGGAGUGCUGUGGCUGAUCUCUGUCUUGGGAAACUUCCUCGUUUGCUUAGUGAUUCACAGGAGCAGGAGGACGCAGUCCACCACCAACUACUUUGUGGUGUCCAUGGCCUGUGCUGACCUCGUGAGCAGUGUGGGGAGUGCGCCCUUCCUGCUGCUGCAGCUGAGCUCCGGGCGGUGGAUGCUGGGCAGCGGGGUGUGCCGGCUGGUCAGGUACAUCCAGUACCUCACACCUGGGGUCCAGAUCUACAUGCUCCUUGCCAUCAGUGUGGAUCGAUUCUACACUCUCAUACAUCCCUUGAAUUUAAGGGCUUCCAAGGAAAAAGCCAAGAGAAUGACUCUGGUCUCUUGGCUCUGUGGUGCUCUGUUUGCAUCACCGGCCUAUUUUCUCUAUGGCUCCAGAAGUGACCACCACUGCAACUUUUUCCUCCCCAGUUCUUGGCUAGGAGCCGCCUCUGGUGUCAUCCACCUCUCAGUGCUGUUGCUUUUGAUCCCAUCACUCCUUAUUAUCCUCUGCUACCAGAAGCUCUUCACCUGCAUUUGGAGAAGUGACACUGAGGACACAGGUGGAAGGAGGACAAUGAAUCUUGUCUCAAGAAGAAAAAUGAAAACUGUCAAGAUAUUCUUCAUCUUUGUCUUGGAUUUUCUUCUGUCCUGGCUUGCUUUCUUUGUGGUACAGUUGUGGCACCCACAGGAAACAGACUACAGAAAGAGCUCCUUGCUUUUCCUGGCCAUCACCUGGAUCUCUUUCAGUUCCUCAGCCUCUAAGCCAACCCUCUUCUACAUCUAUAAUGCAAACUUCAGAAGAGGGAUGCAAGAAAUUUGUUGCAUGUGGAAAUACCCCAGAAGCAACAUCUACACCAUUACCACCAGUUCCAGGACAGCUGAAAAUAAUCACAUUAUCCCAGCACCAGCCCAGCCUCACAAAGACUCCACCUGUGAUGCUUUUAAGGUUUUUAGAGAAGUCAAGGAGCAUGAGCUUGCCAGGCCUGGUGAAUCCAAUCCCACAAAUACAUUUGCCAAGAGGGUUUCAUUACUUUGAAAAGGAAUGGAUGAGCUGUGGGGGUGCUAUGUUACUCCAGAAGAAGGAGGAUCUUUUACUCUUUUGAAGCAAUAAAUAGGUACAUAUUUUAUACCAGCUCCUAGGGUAGAAAAAGAAUAAAUGGUCUGUAUUAUUUAA
Taeniopygia guttata (zebra finch) is the source of this 1518-nucleotide messenger RNA. RefSeq names its product probable G-protein coupled receptor 19. Gene Ontology annotation, biological process: G protein-coupled receptor signaling pathway. The record is from RefSeq and is a predicted model, not a curated record. NCBI's taxonomy places the organism in Eukaryota, Metazoa, Chordata, Aves, Passeriformes, Estrildidae. Gene Ontology annotation, molecular function: G protein-coupled receptor activity. Gene Ontology annotation, cellular component: plasma membrane.